Molecule: messenger RNA, 1482 nt
Organism: Erigeron canadensis
Lineage: Eukaryota; Viridiplantae; Streptophyta; Magnoliopsida; Asterales; Asteraceae
Product: replication termination factor 2
Exons: 1
Coding region: 153-1310 (385 amino acids)
Biological process (GO): mitotic DNA replication termination; site-specific DNA replication termination at RTS1 barrier
Cellular component (GO): nucleus
Molecular function (GO): protein binding
Source: RefSeq, a predicted model, not a curated record
UGAAUUAACGGCAAGCCAUACAUAGAAGGCAAGCACUAUCGUCCAUCGAUAUAGCAGCACUUCGAUCCUGCCAACGAAUUCAUUCGCUCUUCAGGUUAUAUAUCUAUAAAAAUUAUUUUAUUAUUUUUAUUAUCAGCAUAACUACAUACACGAUGAAUUACGAUAAUUACAAUUUACAAGUAUUCAUUAAAUCCCCAAAUCUAACAACCCUAACCCUAACCCCCAAUUUAACAAUCCGUAAUCUUAAACAAUUAAUUCUUUCUAGAAUUGACACAAUCAAUCAAACCCUAGCAUCUUCCACUUUCCUCACCUUUAAUGGCCGCGUGUUGCCGGAUUCCGGCACCGUCCGAAGCUCCGGCAUCACCAAUUUGUCAACUUUGAGUCUUGGUUUUCGGCUUUAUGGUGGAGGAGGCGAUGGCGGUGCCACGGGGGCAGAAUCGCGUGAUUGUUAUCUUAACAUGUAUGCAGAGAAGAAACCGGAUAAAGUUGACCCGAAUGAGCAGAGGCUGUCGAAAUGGUUGAAUUGUGCGUUGUCGAAUGAGCCGUUGAAGCAUCCGAUUGUGGUUGAUUGUUUGGGGAAUUUGUUUAAUAAAGAGGCAUUGGUUGAAGGGUUGUUGGGUAAGAAACUGCCUAGAGCUUUUUCGCAUAUUAAAGGUUUGAAGGAUAUGAUACCGGUUGAGCUUGACGCGAUUCCGGGGUCAGCUGGGGUGGAUCAGGAUGUGAAGUUUCAGUGUCCGAUUACGGGUUUGGAGUUUAAUGGAAAGUACAAGUUUUAUGCUUUGAGGAGUUGUGGGCAUGUGCUGAGUGUUAAGGCUUUGAAAGAGGUUAAAUCGUCUAGCUGUCAUGUUUGUCGUAAGGAGUUUGUUGAAGAUGAUAAGAUUGUGAUCAAUGGAAAUGACGAAGAGGUGGCUGCGUUGCGUGUGAAGAUGGAGGCAGAGAAGUCGAAAUUGAAAGAUGAGAAGGCAAAGUUGAAGGAGAAGAAGGUGAAGAAAGUUAAGAAUGGAGGUGUUGAUGUUGGUGUUGAUGGUGAGACGGGUGGAUUGGAUGAUGGGGUAAAGUUGAGUGGGAAGAAGCACGGGAUUGAUUUGAUGAAGGGGCCUGAGAAAGUUUCGGGGAAGAUUGAUACGAAUAGUAAAGGUGUUAAUGGUGUGAAAGUGAAUGGGAAAAGUGAAGCGAAAAGGUUUAAGGCGAGUGAUAUGGCUCCUGCAAAUGCUAAUAAGGAAGUGUAUGCAUCUAUUUUUACGUCUUCAAGGAAAUCCGAAUUUAAAGAGACAUAUUCUUGCAGGUCUUUGCCACUUGGUAGAAACUGAUGAGGUUCAGUUCAAUCUGAAAAUUACUAGCUGUUUCAUGUGUUUGAUGUAAGGCUGUGUAUUCCUUUCCGAUGAUAUUAUAUUGUUUUGACUUGAAAUUAUGAAUCAAAUUCUUGCUUUUAUUUUUGAGCUUAUAAAUCUUAUUAGUAUUGUAUAACGAUCUAUUUGGUAA